Messenger RNA from Symbiodinium sp. CCMP2456, 561 nucleotides. Lineage: Eukaryota; Dinophyceae; Suessiales; Symbiodiniaceae. The record is from the annotation of a GenBank genome assembly.
AUGCGAGGUCGGACAAUGCCAGCUGCUCCGAGAAAGCAUCUUCUGUUGGCCACUCCGCGUCCACAGCAGCUUGAGCGCAUGUUGCCGCAAGUUGCGCAGAUGGGCGUCGCUACAUUGCUCUUGUGUGGUGCCUCCAAAGUGGACCCGAAGUAUUUCAGGAGCCAUAUCCUGCAAAUGCCCUUCCUGAACAGAUGCCUGGCCAAGGGAUUGGCAGCAGCGCGGGACACAACCAUGCCGAAAGUGGUAGUCCAGCCAAACCUUCAGGAAUUAUUGUCGCAACUUGACCACCUUCUGCCGCGCGACCAGGCUUUGCGCCUGGUGGGGCAUCCAAGUGGUGCACAGCUACUUGAGCUGAGCCCUGGCGAGGCCCGGACUCAGGGGCGACGCGAGGUACUAGUUGCAGUCGGGCCAGAAGCCGGCUGGAGUGAAGAUGAGCCGUCCGAGUUGGACAUGCUGUCAUCUGCUGGCUUCCAGACCAUGUCGCUUGGACAAAGAAUCCUGCGAUCAGACGUGGCCACCACCACACUCCUGGCCCUUGCCGAGCAGAUGCUUCCGACGUGA